AUGAUGAUGAUGCUUGAAAUGUCCGUCGUCGUUUUCAGUCUUCUGCCAUCGCUAUGUCUCACAGCUUCUGUUCUUUCCAAAAAUCAGGUAGUCGACAAAUCGAUUGCAGACACCGAAACCACACUGAAUGAUGCUGACUUCCAAAGCGAUUUGCACAAAAGAUUUGAGCUGCAGACACUAGGAAUCAAGGUCAAAGAUGAUCCAGUAAUGGGAAACUACAGCGAGGGCGAUAUUUAUUUGCCGAGUGUCAAGGAAUUUGUGAACGAGAACAACAAAUUGGGCAGAAACGCAAUCAAGCAAAUGUAUAGAAGAUGGCCGAACGGUGAAAUACCCUAUACACUGUCUUCUCAGUAUGGUGCUUAUGCGAGAAGUGUCAUCGCCAACGCAAUGAAUGAAUACCAUAAAAAGACGUGCGUUCGAUUCGUUGCUCGCGAUCCUGCCCGUCAUCACGAUUAUCUUUGGAUUCAUCCCGAUGAGGGUUGCUACAGUCUCGUCGGAAAAACUGGCGGAAAACAGCCGGUGUCUUUGGAUUCGGGAUGCAUUCAAGUAGGAACAAUUGUGCACGAGCUGAUGCAUGCUGUUGGAUUCUUCCAUGAGCAGAGCAGACAAGAUCGUGACAACUAUAUCGAUGUUGUAUGGCAGAAUGUGAUGAAUGGAGCCGACGAUCAGUUUGAGAAAUACAAUUUGAACGUGAUUUCGCAUCUCGAUGAACCAUAUGAUUAUUCGUCAAUUAUGCAUUAUGGGCCAUACGCAUUCAGCGGAUCCGGAAAGAAAACGUUAAUUCCGAAAAAGUCGGGUGCUGAGCGAAUGGGCCAACGUGUCAAAUUUUCGGAUAUCGAUGUUCGGAAAAUCAACAAAUUGUAUAAUUGUGCUGCGGCCAAGAAUAACAACAACAAUAAUAAUAACAAUAAUAACAAUAAUAACCAAAUCGCGACGAAUUCGAUUGUCAAUCACCCACAGAUGACGAAUCUCGAUGCGGUAACAAAUGAGACAUACUUUCCACGUGGUGGCGGGUCUGAAAAAUCUAAAAAAUCAAAAACUUCAAACGAGCAAUUAUUUCCGUCGAAGAAAGCGCAAAAGCGAAAAGCCGAUCCUAGCGCAGAAAAGUUUGUUAAAAAACCGAAAGAAGUUUCGGCAUGGAUUCCCAAAGUCGAAAAUGACAUGUUCAUUGAAGGACUUUUGGGUCUUGGAGUUGUUUCUGAUGUUUUUGAUGAUGGAAUUAUUUUGCACACCGCGGGAAACCAAAAUGUGCGAAUUAACGUUUCCGAAGUCGCGAACAAAUUCAGUCAGCUGAUCAACGCGGAAAAAAUCGAAAUGUCUGAUGCGUUCAAAAUUGGACAAAUGGUGCCGUUCCGUGUUAUUUCAAAGAAAUCCAAACAAGACAAAGGCAGCGUGAAAGGAACUUGUAAUCCGGCGAAGCUCAACAAACACCUUUCACCAAACAUGCUUGUUGCCGGGCUGGUCAUCCACACAUGUGUGACAAGUCUUGAAGAAAAAGGAGCCGUUUUGGAUAUCGGAUUAGAUCAGAUGACAGGAUUCCUUGAGAAGGCCCAAUUUCCGCCAUCGGGAGUAUUCGAAGGACAACCACUCAUCGUUCGCGUCUUGUCAACGACGUCGCGGGUUGUGAAAGUCAGCGCUCUAGUUGAGCAGGAUAAUUUGAACAUGACAAGCUGUGAGAAACUUCAAUUGAACCAUUUGAUGCCGGGAACAAUUCUCGAAUGCGAGCCGACUGGAGAUGAGCCUGUGUCGAACGGAGUUUUUGUUUCUAUUGGAAAUGGUCUCAAGGGAAUCUUGCCACGACGCAACCUUCCUCCUCGUCUUCGCGAAAAUCCUGAAAAACUUGGAAAGGCGAUUCGCGCGGUUGUCAUGUUUUGCCAACAAAACUCCAAAGUUCUUGUGCUCCAUGCUCAUCCUGAUAUUGUGGCGAUUUCGAAAAUAGAAAAACGCACCAGUUUCGAGGGUAUUUCGAUUGGAGACACUGUGAAAUGCACGGUUCUCGACGUAAUUCCUUCAAAGUGCACAGUAUUUUUCUCACUUCCUCCCACUGAUGGAAAGAAAUCUCUUGUAACUGGAUUAUGCUCUCGCGGAUUUUUGGAUAAUCCUGAUAAUAUUGCUGAGAAUUAUAACAUCGGGGCCGAAAAGUUGUGCCGAGUAAUUGCAUAUCGAUAUGUUGAACGGAGCAUCGUUGUUUCUACAAGAAAGGAUAUUCUUAAACAAAAAAUCACUUCAUAUAUGGAUGCCGUUUGCGGAGAUAUUGUAGAAGGAAAAGUUGUUCAUGUUUCCCCACAGGGCAUCCAUUUGAAUGUGUGCAAUUUCGUUCGCGCCUUUGCUCCGGCAUCGAUGCUUAGCGACAAGCCGAUAAUCGGAAAAUUGAAGAGCAAAUUCCCACUGGGUUCAACCGUGAAAUGUCGAAUUUGGCAAAUUUGCAAAGAUCGCAAAAAAUUGAUUGUUUCGUGUAAAGAGCGAAUGCUAGAAUUGAAGACUCCAUUGGCAAAUACAAAGGAAAAACUGUCGGUCGGCGAUUUACUGCCAUGCACAGUUCGAAAAAUUUUCCCAACUGGAGUUCUUCUUCUCAAAACGUACAAUGAGAUUUGCGGAGUUUUGCCGAAAAAUGAUGCCAAAAUGUUGCACGAUGUCAAACUCAACGAUUAUGUUGAAGCACAUGUCGAGAGACUUGAAGACAACAAAAUAAUUUUUACGCUUCCUGAAUCAACCAAAUCUGGUGGAAUUGGAGCCACUAACGAGAAUUCUGAUAAGAAACGAGUGCAUAAAGUUAAAUUUGUUACGGAUGUCGAAAUUGGGAAAGUUUACAGUGGAUCGCUGUCGGCUAAAAAAAAUGAGAAAAUUAUCGCCAAAUUCAAUGCAGAAAAUGAAAUCACAUCAAUUGUGGAAGAUCAUAUGUUUUCCGACCUUCUUGAUGCUGAAAUCGGACUUGCAAAACGCAUUUUGAUUCAAGGAUCGGUGAAAGUUGAUCGGAUUGUGCCCAUGGGAACUGCUGCUGGAAUUCAUAAGACGUGUGCAAAACGAUUUGUGGCCAACUGGAUUCACGAGCACAAGAUUCCGAGCAAAUUCGAAGAUCUUUCCGAAUCAACGGUUGUUUGUGCUGUUGUUACACAGAUAGUUUCUGAGGCUGGAGCCUUUGCUGAAAUUGCUGGAGGAAGCGGGUUAAUCGGACGAAUUAAGAGUAGAAAAGUGGGAAUACCAACCAUUGAAUUGUUCGAAGUUGGCCAAGCAAUUAUUGGAAGGAUUAUAAUUAUUGAUGAGAAAACCAAGAAGUUUCUUAUUGAUCCUUACUCCGAAAUGAACAACAAAGACCAAAUGGUUGAGCAUCACGCGAUUCCGAUUCUUAAAAAUAUUGUGGAUGAAGUUAAAUGGCUUGCUGAAGGCGCGAAAUUCCCAGCUCCUGGAGCAAAUGUGAAUGCAAAAGUCACAAAGGAAUUAGAUGAUGUGGUUUUGGUAGAAUUCAAACACAAUAAAAAGAAGAUGGCGGGAAUCGUUAAGAAGGAUGUCAAAGAAAUCUUGAUAUUGGAUGAGAAAAAAUCAAAUUUGGUUGUAGUUGAUGUAAAUCAUUCGACAAAUGAGAUCGUGUUGGCUAAGAAACAAGAAGUGAGUACUCCACGAAUUGUCGCAAUUCGACGUGAUUAUAUUUGUGCAAUUGAUUCUGAUGGCCUUGUCUAUUUGCCCACACGUCUUCAUGCCAAUUAUUUGCCGCCAGUGGAAUCUGAUGUAAAAUUGCAUGAAAUAGUCGAAAUCGACAAAUUGGAAGAAUAUGGAAAUGUACGAAUCGGUGUCCGCAAUUCUGGAAUUGUGACCGACCUGAAACGAGCGCAGCUGAUUGUGGAGGAAUUCCAAGGAAAGAAAUUGAAGAAUGGAGAUUCGGAGAAAAAAGUGAAGGAAGAACCCGAAUCAUUGAAAUCGAAAAGUAUCAAGAAUUUCGGAACUUACGAAGGCGUAGUUACGGGAAAAACUGAAGUUGUUCCAGGACAGAGGAAAUGUGGUCUGUUCGCCGAAAUUGAUCUUCCUGGUGGCAACAAAGGCCGUUUGCAUAUUUCGGAGCUUCCCGGAAAAUUGAUCGCCGAAAGUGAAAACGCGCUUGAGGCCUUCUUGAAUCGAAAUUUGCACAAAAAAGUUUGUGUCCGAAUUAUCGGAUUUACCAAGAAGAAUUCGCAAAAAAUUGCCGAUUUGACCAUGUCGAACGCGAAAAUUCGCGAACCGAAAGUGCGCGCUUCGGUUCUCGGAUAUAAGAAUAACUUCAAUGUUGGCGAUGUGGUUCGAUGCUUCGGAUCAGCCGGAACCGUUGAAUCCGAUAGCGAAAUUCGUGUUGAAAUCAAUGGAAUUUGGACAGGACACAUUGCAAGGGAGAAUAUCUCCGAUGAUUUGAAGGUUGAGACUGGAAUUGGAGGUAUUAUUGAUGUGAAAUUGGCACCCGGACAAUUGCGCGAAGCUCGUGUUGUUGCCGUCGACAAAAAAAGCAAUACUCUCGAAUUGUCGCUCAAUGUCGAAAAAAAUCCAAAAUUCGAAAUCGGCGAGAAGCUGACUGGUCGUGUAUUCUCGGAACCGCAAAAGGACAACUCGGUUAUGCUGAAACUUGCAAGUGGAGAUCAAGCAAUUCUAACGGCGACGGGAAUCACAUCGAUAUAUGAAAGUGUCGAUAAAAAGAUUUCAGAAAAUUUUGGAAAAGGAGAGAUUCUCGACGUGAUUUGUGCCAAAGUAACUCAAUCGAAACCAAGGCGAUAUUAUGUGGUGACUCCUUCCCGAUAUCACGACCUGAAAUCGUGCAAAAACGAGAAGCGAAAAUUGAUUCUCGACCCGAAUAAUGUGACAAUUGGCCAAAAUUACGAUGGAAUUGUCGUUCAAGCGAGCCCUUCAGGAGUUAUCGUUGAAAUUGGCCCAGGAAUUGUUGGAAAAAUUCCAGUAAACGAGGAAAAUUCUGAUAUUAUCGAUAUUGGUGUGAAAAGCGUAGUGACCGUUGAAAUCGAAAAAAGCACACCGAAAGGAUUUCUGCUGAAACUAAAGGAAAUCAUUAUUCGAAAGUUUACCGCCAAAGCGGAUAGAAAACGUAAGGGAUCGCAAUCCGAUGAGAUUCCAGCGAAAUUGGCUCUGACAGAGGAGGAAAUUAAGAAGGAGACGGUUGAAAUGAAGGACCCUGGAUUUGAUUGGUCUAACAAAGGAUUCCGAAACGAAGAUUUGGCUGCAGUUGGAAAAUUGGCCACGGAAAAUUUAGAAAAUAAUGAGAGCAGCGAUGACGGAAGCGAUGAAGAAGAAAGUGAAGAUGAGCAGGAGGAAAAUGAUUCUGAGAAGAAAGAGAAAAUUGUUAAUGAAAGCGAAGAAGAUUUGUCGAAACAACUUCGCGGAGAUCCAAACUCUGCGAUCCUUUGGAUCAAAUACAUGAGCUUAUUCCUGCAAAAAGCCGACUUAGCUGCUGCUCGUGCAACUGCUGAGAGAGCUCUUGAAUCUAUCAAUUAUCGAGAAACAGCUGAACUUCGAAAUGUCUGGACUGCUUAUUUGAAUAUGGAAGUUGCUUUCGGAGACGCAUCGACUGUGCAGAAAGUGUUCGAACGCGCUUGCAACAAUGUUGAUUCGUACACAAUGCAUUUACAAUUGGCGCAAAUUUAUCAAAACUCAAAGAAAAAUCAGGAAGCAAAGCAGAUUCUUGAAACGAUGGUCAAAAAGUUCCGAGCGCAGCAUAUUGAAGUAUGGGUGCUCCUUGCUGAGCAUCUUAUGAAACAAAAGGAGCAUAAAGCUGCUAGAGAUUUGCUCACAAGAGCAUUGAGCAGUGUUCCAAAGCAGCAACAUACAAUGCUAAUUUCGAAGUUUGCACAACUAGAAUUCAAAUAUGGCGAUUCUGAACGAGGAACGACAUUGUUCGAAGGACUUCUUACGGCGCAUCCGAAGAAAACUGAUUUGUGGUUGGUUUAUGCGGAUGCCGCGGUCAAACAUAUGGGAAUCGAACAAGCCAGGAAAAUCAUGGAUCGAGCUUGCAAUUCGAAUAAUUCUCUUCACAAAAUGAGGCCGCUGUACAAGAAAUGGCUCGAAAUAGAAAACCGGCAUGGAGAUUCCGUAUCUGUCGAGCUUGUUAGAGCCAAAGCUGAAAAAUACCUUCAAUCAGUGACGGAAGCUGUUAUCGCUGAUGAGUAA
Molecule: messenger RNA, 6138 nt
Organism: Caenorhabditis bovis
Lineage: Eukaryota; Metazoa; Nematoda; Chromadorea; Rhabditida; Rhabditidae
Source: the annotation of a GenBank genome assembly